Messenger RNA from Achroia grisella, 1852 nucleotides. RefSeq names its product WD repeat domain phosphoinositide-interacting protein 2. Gene Ontology annotation, biological process: autophagy of mitochondrion; protein localization to phagophore assembly site; protein lipidation. Gene Ontology annotation, molecular function: protein binding; phosphatidylinositol-3,5-bisphosphate binding; phosphatidylinositol-3-phosphate binding. The transcript is spliced from 8 exons. The record is from RefSeq and is a predicted model, not a curated record. NCBI's taxonomy places the organism in Eukaryota, Metazoa, Arthropoda, Insecta, Lepidoptera, Pyralidae. The coding region runs from base 483 to 1850 and encodes 455 amino acids. Gene Ontology annotation, cellular component: extrinsic component of membrane; cytosol; phagophore assembly site membrane.
UUGAUCGCACAGUUUAUUUUCAACAGUAUAACUUAUUGUGUAACUUAAGUCCUAAAUAUAUUUAUAAAUAUUUUCUUAAAGACUUUGUUCGGUAGUAAUAACUUAAAGAUUAAAGUUAUAAUUUAAAAGUAAUUAACUUUUCAACAAUAUUGUUUAAUACGUAUUAAGUCGUCUUUGUUAUUAAACAUUACACAGCGUGGUAUUUUUAUUGCGCGCUUGUGAAUGGCUCUAUGAAACAUCGACUGCCACUCGAGUGCUAGUGUGUUGUACGGUUUGUGUUGUGCGGGAGGGGGCUUGUUUAGCUAGCAAGGUCGUUCUUUGUGUCAAAAAAUUUAGUUCUUGUGACGAAUUAUUAGUACUAUUGUAAAAUAGCAUUUAAUUUUACAUCGAAUAAAACUUUUUAAUAUAUUACAAAGAUCGUGCGUGCAUGUCGUGUGUAGGAAUUAAUUUUUGAAACAGAUCUGUUUUGGUGGAACGUUCCAAUGAGUUUGGGAGCAGGUCAAAACACAGAGGGAACAAAUGCAGGAGGAAUAUUUGUACAAUUCAACCAGGACUGCACGUCACUAGUAGCAGGCAGUAGCAGCGGCUAUCACCUGUUCGCCUUGACUCCUGACGAUGGAGUGGAGGAGAUCUACGCGAGUCGGUCGGGGCAGGACACCUGCCUCGUGGACCGGCUCUUCAGCAGCUCGCUCGUCGCCAUCGUCACCGUGUCAGCGCCCAGGAAGCUGAUCGUGUGUCACUACAAGAAGGGGACAGAGAUAUGCAACUACAGCUAUAGCAACACCAUCCUCGCGGUGAAGCUCAACCGAUCCAGACUGAUAGUGUGCCUGGAGGAGUCGCUGCACAUCCACAACAUCCGCGACAUGAAGAUCCUGCACACGAUCCGGGACACGCCGCCCAACCCGCGCGGGCUGUGCGCCCUGUCGCCCUGCGUGGACCACUGCUACGUCGCCUACCCGGGCUCCAGCGCCGUCGGGGAGGUGCAGAUCUUCGACGCCGUGCAUCUGAACGCGAAGUGCGUGAUGAGCGCGCACGAGAGCCCGCUGGCGGCGCUGGCGUGGUCGAUGUGUGGUCGGCGGCUGGCCACCGCCUCCGAGCGCGGGACGGUCAUCCGGGUGUUCGCCGUGCCCGAGCGCACGCGCCUCUACGAGUUCCGGCGCGGCGUCAAGCGCUGCGUCUCCAUCGCCUGCCUGGCCUUCAGCGCGUGCGGCGCCUACCUGGCCGCCACCUCCAACACGGAGACCGUGCACGUGUUCCGGCUGCAGGAGGACGAGGCGCCGCCGGAGCCCGAGCCGGCGGAGGCGGGCUGGGUGGGCUGGCUGCAGCAGGCCGUGGCGGCGGGGGCGGGGUACCUGCCCGCGCCCGUGGCCGACGUGCUGGCGCAGGGCCGGGCCUUCGCCGCCGCCCGCCUCCCGGUCGCCGGACACCGCGCCGUCGCAGCCGUCACCAACGUGGCGCGCGCGCCCCGGCUGCUGGUGGCGACGUCUGCGGGCGAGCUGCUGGUGUUCGCGCUGGACGCGGCCGACGGCGGCGAGUGCACGCUGCUGCGACACCACCACCUGCUGCCGCCCGCGGACCACCGCCAGCAGCAGCAGCCGCAGGGUGAGUCACCCCACACCUCGCACAUCUCACACAUCUCGCACGCCCCCGCGGCGGCCAACAACAGUUACGCGGGCGCGCUGCGCGGCCGGGACCCCUCGCAGAUGACAGAGUCGGAGCGCGCGUGCGAGCUGGGCGCGGCCGCGGAGGGCUCCCCGCCGCGCGGCUCGUUCGACGUGCGCGACCCGCGCCACUUCCCGCCCAUGCGGCCAGCCGGCUCCGCGCCCGCCGACGCCGCGCCCGCACACUAGCG